Molecule: messenger RNA, 570 nt
Organism: Plasmodium cynomolgi strain B
Lineage: Eukaryota; Apicomplexa; Aconoidasida; Haemosporida; Plasmodiidae
Exons: 1
Source: RefSeq, a predicted model, not a curated record
AUGAGCACCAACAUCGAGAGACUCCAAAACGAAGAUGAAGUCACGUUUAAGCUAAAAGGAGAAAUCGCAGCAAUCGAAAAGGAAAUAAAAAGUUGGUUCAUAAAGAGGAGACUAAACAUGGAGAUGAACUACUCCCUACAUAACUUAUUCACUAAUUAUAACAUCGUUGGACUAUCCAUUAAUAAAGAUAUCGAUGUGAAGGAUAAGAUGUUAUGGCAUGACAUAGUGAAUGGGAAACCCGUGUUGGAAGAUAAUCUCAGUUUGGAUGCAAAGGAAUACAAGGCGGAUAUGUACAGCAAGAUGUGGGACAAUAGUACUACUAUAGAAAAUCCGUGUAGACUAGUGGGAUCUAUUUUCUUUCGAUGCUUAAAAAAUAAUUACCAUUUAACGGAACAAGAACGAGAGGGUACGUGCAUGCACAGCUUUUUGAACUUCACUAAUUGCAGAAAGGCGUUGAAGUUACAGCAGGCCAAUAAUAUAAGAACUGCCCUCACCAAGCAGAAUGCGGAGGACACCCAUGCGAAGGCUCUCUUUGAGCGAAGGAGUACUCUGUUAGAGAAGUUGGCAGGC